Molecule: messenger RNA, 1650 nt
Organism: Struthio camelus australis
Lineage: Eukaryota; Metazoa; Chordata; Aves; Struthioniformes; Struthionidae
Source: RefSeq, a predicted model, not a curated record
AUGAGGCGCGAGCUCCAGAGCGACCGGCUUCUAAUCAAAGGAGGAAAAAUUGUCAACGAUGACCAGUCAUUUUAUGCAGACAUCUUUGUGGAAGACGGGGUGAUAAAUGGUAAACGGGCGAAUGCCCAGGCCCUUUCUGCUGUGGUCCGAGGUGGGACCCGCCCGUCUCCUGUCGCGCGGGUAGAAGGGAGAUUUCGCUCGUGCCUGCGGUUCCCGUACAUCCUGAGGAGUCUGUUCAGCGCAGAUUACCGAAAAGCAGGCGGUGUGAACUCCUUUCUGGUUUUCAUGGCUUACAAGGACAAGCUCCAGUGCACCGAUGCCCAGAUGUAUGAAAUAUUCAGCAUUAUCCGAGACUUAGGGGCCGUUGCCCAAGUGCACGCUGAGAAUGGAGACAUCAUUGACGAGGAACAAAAGAGGCUGCUGGAGCUUGGGAUUACGGGGCCAGAAGGGCACGUUCUUAGCCGCCCGGAGGAGGUUGAAGCAGAGGCAGUGUACCGUGCCAUUACAAUAGCAAAACAAGCCAACUGCCCCUUGUAUGUCACAAAAAUAAUGAGCAAAGGUGCAGCAGAUGUGUUAGCUCAAGCAAAGAGAAAAGGCGCAGUUGUGUAUGGAGAGCCAAUCACAGCCAGCCUGGGCACCGACGGGUCACACUAUUGGAGUAAAAACUGGGCCAAGGCUGCAGCCUUCGUCACGUCUCCUCCGAUCAGCCCCGACCCGACGACGCCCGAUUAUCUCACGUCCCUUCUGUCAUGCGGGGAUCUGCAGGUCGCGGGCAGCGCUCACUGCACAUUCACCACCGCGCAGAAAGCGGUAGGAAAAGACAACUUCACCUUGAUUCCAGAGGGAACGAACGGCAUCGAAGAGCGAAUGUCGAUAAUUUGGGAAAAGUGUGUGGUCUCGGGGAAGAUGGACGAGAACGAUUUUGUAGCAGUGACCAGCACAAACGCGGCCAAAAUCUUCAACUGCUACCCCAGGAAGGGGCGAAUUGCCGUCGGUUCUGAUGCGGACUUGGUCCUCUGGAAUCCCAAGGCUACAAAGAUUAUCUCAGCAAAAACCCACAAUUCGAACGUGGAAUACAACAUAUUCGAAGGCCUCGAAUGCCACGGGGCUCCCAGCGUGGUCAUAAGCCAGGGAAAGGUGGUGCUGGAAGACGGGAGCCUGUUCGUCACCCAGGGGUCCGGCCGCUUCAUUCCUAGAAAGACAUUCCCGGAUUUUGUUUAUAAAAGAAUAAAGGCAAGAAACAGGGCCCUGGAAAUCUGGAAUGUUGUCAUUUAACUGCUUUGGUGUGAGGCUCGGCACUUUAGUCAAUAAUACCCAUCCCUUUUGAAUAGGUGGUUGGUUUACUCGACAGCAGAUACUCAUUUAAUUCAUUCUGAAAUGAAAGAAAGAUGCAUUGUGUUUGCACGCACACGCACCCCCCGCCCACACGCACACGUGCACACCUCUCGCCCCCCCCCCGCCGUCCGUCCAAUAAUUUGUGCUGGUGGGUAAGAUCUGCCAGAUCUCCCCGGCGAAACGGCGGGGAGACUCAGCAGCAAACUGCGGGAGAGAAGAUCGCGCAAGUGUGAAGAAGGGAAAUAAACGUUGUUAUCUAAUGCCAUGUCUUCUAAAUUUAAUUUGAAAAGUAAGAAAGAUCUUAACAUGCUAUAA